This is a messenger RNA of Oncorhynchus gorbuscha (pink salmon), 2521 nucleotides long. RefSeq names its product mediator of RNA polymerase II transcription subunit 8-like. The coding region runs from base 314 to 1120 and encodes 268 amino acids. The transcript has 7 exons. Gene Ontology annotation, molecular function: RNA polymerase II cis-regulatory region sequence-specific DNA binding; transcription coregulator activity. Gene Ontology annotation, biological process: regulation of transcription by RNA polymerase II. NCBI's taxonomy places the organism in Eukaryota, Metazoa, Chordata, Actinopteri, Salmoniformes, Salmonidae. The record is from RefSeq and is a predicted model, not a curated record. Gene Ontology annotation, cellular component: core mediator complex; mediator complex.
UAUAAACCACACGUGACCUGGAUGCUUCGGUAUUCGUUUCUCCACCGGAGUUCAACAGUUAGGCCUUCAACGGUUUUGUAGUUCUACUUUUGAUUCCAAUAUGCCAGCUUUCUGAAAAAGAGUGCAGAUAAGUGGUCUAAAAUAUUUUAUUGAGAAUUUCACGGCAUAAGGACUCAAAGUAACACACGGUUGUCUGGCUAAUUACAAAGGUUUGGAACUUAAAACGUAAACCAAAAUUAUUCUGAGCGGAGCAUGCCCACUGUUGCACGCAUUAUUUACUUCCGGUAGAUAUUUAUUUCGCUACCCUAAUAAAAUGCAGCAACGGGAAGAAAAAUUGCUGGACGCAUCCGUGGAAUCGCUUAUUUCCCGCGUAGCUCAUCUAAAAAACGCUCUUCACAGUUUCAUCUACAAGUUGGAAAACGAGUAUGAACGACUGACAUGGCCCUCUGUGUUGGACAACUUUGCCCUCUUGUCUGGUCAGUUGAACACCAUCAAUAAACUGUUGCGGAAUGAGAAGACGCCAUCUUUCCGCCAGCAGAUCAUCAUCCCCCUGCUGUUGUCUCCAGACAGGGAUGAAGAACUAGCUAAACUGACAGAGCAACGCGUGCCUGUGUUCAGCCAUGAGAUUGUGCCGGAUCACCUGCGCACCAAGCCUGAUCCUGAGGUGGAGGAGCAGGAGAAACAGCUGAGUGCGGAAGCUGCCCGGAUAGGACCUGAGGUGGCACAGAAACAAAUCCAGACACUGAACAAACUCUGUUCAAAUCUACUGGAGAAACUGAACAAUCCUCGCGAUGACAGGGAUGCAGACAGUGCAGCUAUACGGCAGAACAAACCAUCUUUCAACCCUGCUGACACCAAUGCACUGGUGGCAGCGGUGGGAUUUGGGAAGGGGCUUUCGAAGUGCAGGCCCCCUGGUCCUGUGGCCCCUGGACACACAGGACAAGGGCCCAUGAUGAGCGGAGGUCCCACCUUACAGCAGGUCACCAUCGGUGGGGGUUCAGGCCAGCAGCAAGGCAUGGGGCCUGGUGCUCCUCAGCAGCAAGGACAGCCAGGGAAAAUGCCAUGCAACAUCAAGACAAACAUCAAGGCUGCCUCCUCAAUGCACCCUUACAACCGAUAAGAUCCGCUCUCUAUCCCAUACUGAUAGGGAGCCUACAGAGUGAGCCAUGUAAAGUAAUGCAAGUAUUCAUAUGAUAUAUGUAUGCUAUGUUAUCUUUUUAUGAAAUACAUACUUUUUCGAAGAAAGUAUCAUACUGUGAAAGUGCAGAAAUUUGUCAGAUGUGCUUCCAUUUGUGAACACUAGAUAGCACUGUCUUUCCAUUUAUAUUCAAGGGACAAGACAGUUUGAGAACUUGGUCAUUGUUGCAGAAAAGGUCACUGGUUCGAAUCCUCAAGCCGGUUAGGUGAAAAUCUCUUUGUGCACUUGAGCAAGGCACUUAGCCCUAAUACCUCAUGUAAGUCGCUCUGGAUAAGAGUGUCUGCUAAAUAACAAACAUGUAAACAAGUCUGCAUUAUGUUAUGUCUUUCAGAAAUGUAUAAUACAAUUGUGGGGUUUAGUGUCAGUCAAAAGGAAUAUAUUCAAAACCUACUUCAACUGCUUCACCAUGUCUCUCCAGUCAUCUGAACCCUAGUACUGCCUCCUAUCCCUUCACCAUGUUGUCUCUCAAGUCAUCUGAACCCUAGUUCUGCCUCCUAUCCCUUCACCAUGUUGUCUCUCAAGUCAUCUGAACCCUAGUUCUGCCUCCUAUCCCUUCACCAUGUUGCCUCUCCAAUCAUCUGAACCCUAGUUCUGCCUCCUAUCCCUUCACCAUGUUGUCUCUCCAAUCAUCUGAACCCUAGUACUGCCUCCUAUCCCUUCACCAUGUUGUCUCUCCAGUCAUCUGAACCCUAGUUCUGCCUCCUAUCCCUUCACCAUGUUGCCUCUCCAGUCAUCUGAACCCUAGCACUGCCUCUUACAGUAUCCCUUCACCAUUCCGGCCAUUCUGAAUAAUGUAAGCCCGGUGAGAGUAAUGCGGCUGGACAUUGCACUGCCUGGCCUGAUAAUGUCAAAGUCGUUAAGGGAGGAAAUGAGAAAGUUCAUGCUGACGUGUUGGGGGGCUCUGUGCUCAGCCCCACCGUGGUCUGUCCACUCUAAUCCCUAUCCCACCUCCCGCUGGGCGGCCGGCACUACAGCACAGGGACAAUGACCGCUGUGGCUGUCACACGAUACGACACAGGUCGCUGGGUGACCUACAUACACAAUGUCCUCUGCCGGUCUGACGUCUCGCUGUGUCAGCCUCAAUGCCCUGGUAAGAAAGGAGAGUCUGCUGAGACAGCUAGAAGAUGCACAGGGUCAGACUUUCUAUAGAUGUCUUAUAAACAGUGGACUAUAGGCAGAUGGACAUUGUGUCCAUUUGGGCUAACUGAGAGAGACUCCUGAACAGGCUGUUACUGCUUUGUUUUGACCCUACUGCAGCUCCCUCUAUGUGAAAGAAAUGUAGGGCUACAACUCUUUAUACAAUAAAAAUCUAUGUUUCCUGGA